Molecule: messenger RNA, 972 nt
Organism: Ylistrum balloti
Lineage: Eukaryota; Metazoa; Mollusca; Bivalvia; Pectinida; Pectinidae
Exons: 8
Coding region: 1-972 (323 amino acids)
Biological process (GO): signal transduction
Molecular function (GO): protein binding; calcium ion binding
Source: RefSeq, a predicted model, not a curated record
AUGGGUUCCGUGGCCAGUUUAAUAUUUCUGCCCGACUCGGAUUGCCUGGUCGUCAAAGACAAGAUUAAACCUACGGACGCUAACUGGAUCACAACCCAUGCGAUAGCAACAGAACUGAGUAUUGCAGAAACGGAGAGAUUAUGGUUCCGGUUCCGUCAGCUUGGCUGUAAUAAGGAUGGAGUGAUCACAGACUCAAUUGUACAAGGUAUCAAGCAUGAUGCCUUCGUCAAGGGGAUUUUAAAGAUGUUCCUGUCCAGUAAAAAGAAGUUGACAUUUGAAAAUUUCCUUAGAGGGAUGAAGUGGUGCGAGGCCGGAGACACGGACACAAAGCUGCGAGCUAUAUUCAACCUGCUAGGAAGUGCAAAGAAUGUGACGCGGGCAAAUUUUAUAAAGGUUUUGGAAUUGGUGUACAACAACCCAGAAGAUAAAAAGGCAAUACCUGGAAUUGCAGACGUCGUGUUUCAACAAAUGGACUCCGACAAAAAUGGUAACUUCAGCGAGAAGGAGUUUAUUGAUGGAAUCAAAAGAGCCAUUCCGGAAGAACUACUUCAGCAAGUUCUUGAGUUCGAAGUGUUGCCUAAUUAUAUGAGGGAACGCCUGUAUGAAGAUUUGCCUGAGUUCCAGAUGGACGUAACGUUGCCAAGCGGAGAAACUAGUGCUGCACCAUCUCCCUCCCCGAGUACGUUUAUCGGUCGACCGUCGACGGCACGAGCUACGCCAUCCGACCGAACUAUCCGACACCUAACAGACAAAAUAUACACCAAGGAUCUAGAACGCCUUAGCAACAAACUUGGUCUUACCAAGGAGGACCACGACGAGUUGAAAAAUAAGUCUCGAGAUAACAAGCACCUGGCAACACUGAUCCUGGUAAAGUAUAGAGAAAAGAGUGGAGGCCAGACUAAUAGCCGAGAGCUGGAAAGGGCGCUUCGAGAUGCUGGCAUGAUUGAAGCUUCUCAAUUAUUGGCACCAUAG